AUGACGACUGCUAAGCAAUUAGCCAAUUUUCAAUGGCCAUGGCAAUACGACUUUCCGCCAUUCUUUACGAUUCAGCCAAAUGUUGAAACUCAAACCAAACAAAUUCAAGCCUGGUGUGAACUGGUGUUAGACUAUCAAAAGCAUAUUAAAUCAUACGCGAUCGAUGUCCAAGAGUCACUGUCUAGUCCUUUAUUUCAUAAUGCUAAAAUCAAACGAAAACUACCAAUCGAUGGUGUCUAUCUAGUGCUAAACGCUCUGAAAGAUAAAGGCUUACUGGAAUGGCAAGAUAAGAAAAUGUCUAGAGCUUUAUUAAUGUGGAGAUCGGCGGAAGAGUGGGCUAAACUGAUCUUCAAUUGGGCUGAACGCAGCGGUAUGACAAAUACAGUUUGCACCUUAUACGAAUUACAGUUAGGCAACGAUGUAAAGAAGGAAGAAUUUUAUGAGAUAGAAACUUGGGUAUUAAAGCGUGCGUUACGAGUGCUAGAGAAGAAAGGAAAAGCCGUUAUGUUUGAUAUCCAGCCCAACGACAAUGAUAACAGUGGUGGCGUCAAAUUUCUCUCGUAG
Molecule: messenger RNA, 564 nt
Organism: Trichoplax adhaerens
Lineage: Eukaryota; Metazoa; Placozoa; Uniplacotomia; Trichoplacea; Trichoplacidae
Exons: 6
Coding region: 1-564 (187 amino acids)
Biological process (GO): protein transport to vacuole involved in ubiquitin-dependent protein catabolic process via the multivesicular body sorting pathway
Cellular component (GO): ESCRT II complex
Molecular function (GO): protein homodimerization activity; structural molecule activity
Source: RefSeq, a predicted model, not a curated record